Molecule: messenger RNA, 11424 nt
Organism: Amoebophrya sp. A25
Lineage: Eukaryota; Dinophyceae; Syndiniales; Amoebophryaceae
Source: the annotation of a GenBank genome assembly
GAGAGAACUUAGUCUAUUAAAAGUCUUAAAAUUGACAGCACCCUUGUUGGUGCAAGAACUUAGUAAUGCGCCAUCGGGUCUUUUUUUUUGUUAGGGAAACCUUGUCUAAGCCGAAAGGGUCUUCACGGUAUGUAUGUUGCCUGGAGAAGACCGUCUUAGUCUAUUGUUUUACGUAGAAACCAAGCCGAACUCAAGGCAGACGUGAAGCAGGAUUGUCAGCAAACUACUAAGAGUUGGAACAAUCAAUAAGCCGUGUACAAGUACCAGAACAUCGAUUUCGAUUUUUUUAUACAUCAUUCGGUAAUACCAAUCUUGUUAUACAUCAGUUAUGACGCGUAGUGGCAGGUCGCUUUCAACUUACUCGGUCAUCUUGUUAUGUUAUACGUGUAGCAGUAGGAUUUAUUGUAAUUCUCGGUUUUUGUAGAUGGAUCAUAUCUUUGAACCUCCAACAAGAAAUUAUAUUUUGGUUAAAACAAAGAACAAAUAAGAGAAGGGGACAACAACAACAUCAAAAACAAAGAUACGAAGAUACUAAGUCUAAGAACAAAGGUGAGAGAAAGAUCAAACAGCGCGAUAUUUCUGUAACUACACAAGCGUUAUACUACACAAAGGUACUAUCCGAUCGUCCGUAUUAUUAUAAUUUGCAACAAUCGAAAGGUGGGUAAAAAAUAACCGAACUAUUACGUAUUAUGCUAGAAGUAAUAUCACCGUCAAUAAGAACAAUAUGAAUAUUUUUGGAGUCACCUUCAGUAAAAAGUGCAACCAGCCUGUGAUGUGUCAGUAAGAACGUUUCUCUGUAACAGUAGAAACAAGAAAGCAAUUAUGGGCGUGUAGAAUACAAGUAGUGCACGUGUGAGAGAAUACAUAUCCUAGUGCACGAUCCUUCAAAAGCCCGCUGAAGGGAACGAUAAGAUAAAACUCAUUUUUUAUCCUCGUGAAUGAUUCCAAGAAGAAAGGUACAACCCUAGCUAGUGAUAGCGUACGAAGAGCCAAGAAUGACAAAUGUGAUUACCUUCUCGACAGAGAUUGAUUAUAUCUAUAAACGUAUUGACUUUUUUACAACUUACGCAUUGAUGUUGUACUGGUCGUAGUGGAGAAAUUAAAAGAGUUUACCCCGAGGCACAUGAUGAGAGGCCUUGGCAAACUACUACUCUUGAAGAAGAGUACUUACUUCAUUUCGCACUACUACUCGUUGGCGUCGCUCCCGCCCAGGUGUGUCAUUCUCGUUGGAUUUUCGACAAGACGCAGCCAGUUAGUUACUAGCUACUUAUCGGGAAAGCCUUGGGACUUCUUUGCCAUGCGUUAGCCCCUCACAUUUGCCUUGGCUGUUGCCCCUUAUGUUCUGCCCCGCUGUCUCCAAGUCUUUGCCCCCCUUCACCUUCCUCGCCUCCACCUCCCUGCCUUCACCUCCCUGCCUUCACCUCCCUGCCCUCACCUCCCUGCCUCCAUUUCCUAACACCCAUCUCCCUGCUUCCGCCUCCUUGCCUUCUCUUCCUUUCUCCCACCUCCCUGCCCUCACCUCCUUGCCCCCAUCUUUCUACCCCCACCUCCCUACCCGCACCUCUCUACCCCUACCUUCGUACCCCCACCUCUCUACCCCCACCUUCCUACCGGCACCUGCCUGCUUUUACCUCCUUGCCUCCACCGAGCAGGGCCUCGCUAGUUAAAGUUAAACACUCCCUAGAUAUAAUUUUCGAGUUAAAAAAAAGGGGGCACUUUCUACCUAUAGGGCGACAGUUGCUAGCAAAAUCCUGACACUUAUUAGUUAAAAUUGUGCACUUUCUGUCUCAUCUAGUUAGAGUUCGGCAACUUUCUAGCUAACGCCAGACACUUACUAGCUAUAACUCGACAGGUACUAGCGAAAAUUCGACGCUUAUUAGUAGCUAAAGUUAUCCACCACCACCUACUAGCUAAAAUAUAACUAGACACUUCCUCGCUAAGGUUAGCCACUUACUAGAAGCUAUAACAUGAGGAGACUUACUAGCUAUACUAUAGCUCGACACUUACUAGCUAGAGUUCGAUGCUAGCCCCAGGCGCUUACUGGUUAGAGUUUGACACUUACGAGGUAUAGGCCGACACUUACUAGUUAGAGUUAGACACUUACGAGCUAGAGUUAGAAACUUACUAGCUGGAGUUAGGUACUUGCUCGCUCUAGUUCGACAGUUCUUAGCUAUAGUCUGGCGCUUUCUAGUUAUAGCGCGUAACCUACUAGCAAUACCUCGACACUUGCCAGCUACAAUUCGGCGCUUGCUACUGGUGGCUAGGCAUUUGCUAGCUAGAGGCCGACAGUUACUAGCACUAGCGAAGAUUCGACACCUAUUAGCUUUUAUAAUUAAACACUUCUUGGCUGUAGAGUGACACUUUCUAGUUAGAGUUAAACGCUUUCUAGCUAUAGAGAAGAGUGGCACUUUCUAGUUAAAAUUAGACAGCUACUAGCUAAAGUUCAACAGCUACUAGCCCAAGGCGAGCACUUCGCAGCUGUAGAGUGACGCCUGCUAGUUAUGGGGUGCUUGGCUGUCUUUUUGUUAUGUUUUUUCUAUGAGCGCGCGAACGUUGUUGCGUAUUCUUAUUGCCCAUGAUUCGUGUGUAACUACUCGUCUACUCUUCAUUAUUUGCGGCUUCUAAUUAAUCUAUAUUAUUAAUCCGCUUCACUAAAAUUAAUACCUUAGCAGGAGAGAACUUACAUUUGAAUCCAAAUUAUGACUUUUCAAUAUUAAUCUACAUUAUUACUCUACAUGACUAGCCGAGAUCGCUUUUAAUCUACCUUACAAAUCUAUGUCGUUAGUCUCCCUUGUUAGUUUACAUUUUUUGCCUACGUGUACGCAGUUCAUCUACGUACAUGGCUAGUCUACGUUAUUAACCUACGCUAGUCUUCUACGUUAUUACCCCUGGCUAUGAGGCUACGCUUUUAGUCUACUUUAUUAAUCUACGUAAUUCCUCUACGUUAUUGCCCUACAUUAUAUCACUGCCCUACGUUAUUGCCCUGACUCUGUCGCUCCCGUUCUUGCACUCCAGGGCGGGGACCGGACUCACAGCAGGUCCCUGGCGUGGCGGUCUGGCUUCCUACCAAACCUCUGCGCUUUUGCCAAAGCAACGAUCUCCGCGCCUGUGAGGCGCUCAGGACCUCGCUACCCACAAGCCCCGCCCCUCAUACUCAGAAUGGGCGCCAUCCCAUGGGCGUAGGACGUCCCUCGCCGCUAUUGCUCGCGGCCCCUGUGUCUCACAGUGAGUCAAGGCGGCCCCGGGUCCUUGGCUUCUAUUAGUUGGCGGCACCUGCGCGGGCGACCUCGUGACCUGGGUCCCUCUAUGUGAGGUCUCCGCGUGUGCCUCUUCACGGGGCCCCUCUGCCAUCGUGUCCGCGCCGCGUCCUCAGCAAGUAUUCUGACCGGCCUCGGCCUCAUUUUGGUGGCGCCUUUUGGUCUCAUAUUCGUAGCGCCUUUCGUCAUUUUUUGCCACGUUUUUGGCAGUUUUUCCGCACUUUUUCGCAUUACUAGUUAGAAUGGAGCAGUUAUGAGCUAGCAAGUGACAGCUAUUAGUCAGAAUUCAACUAUUGCUAGCUAUGAUCUCGCAGGUAUUAGUUAUAAUAUAACGCUUACUAGUGAGAAAAUGGCAUUUACUAACUAUCAAGUGACAGAUAUUAGCUAGAGUUAAACAGUUAUUAGUUAGGAACUCGCGUUUAUUAGUUACAAUUCGACACUUGAGUAUUUGUUAGAGAGUGACGCUUAUUAGCUAUCAGCUGACAUUUACUAGCUAAAGUUACGCAGUUACUAGCUAGAAGCUCACACUUACUAGCCAUAACUCAACACUUAACAGGUAGAAAAUGACACUUACCAGCUCAAGCCCUCAAACACAAACAGUUACUAGUGAGAGAAUGCCAGUUAUUAGCUAUAAGCUUUUCUCGCCUGUUUGUUAAGCUUUUCUCGCUUGUUUGUUUUCUUGUUACGUUUUUUGCUUCAACGUCUGGGUCUGGCUUGUGUUUUUUAUUCUUAUUUUGUAUGAUCAGCAUAUAAUUAAACAACUACUGGCUACAACCAGCUUGCGUUUACUAGUUAAAACUAAAAAACAGUUACUAGUUAACAAAUGACACUCACUAGCUAGCAGCUCGCGCUUUUUAGUUAAAGUUAGACAGUUACUAGUUACGAGCACGCAUAUACCAGUUAGAGUUGGACACUUGUUGCUUAGAAAAUAACACUUACUAGUUAUCAACUAACAAGUACUAGUUAAAAUUAGGCAAAGGCAGUUACUCGCUACCAAAUCACACUUAUUCUAUUGCUUAAGAUUAAACGGUUACUAGCUAUCAACUUGCGUUUACUAGUCGAAAUUAGACAGCUACUAGUUAACCAGUGACGCUUACUAGUUAGCAGCUCGCCCUUUUUAGUUAAAGUUAGACGAUUACUAUUCAUGAGCUCGCGCCUAUUAGUUAGAUUUGGACAUUUAUUGGUUAGAAGAAAACACUUACUAGCUAUCAACUAACAAGCACUAGCUAAAAUUAGACAAUUACUAGUUACCAAGUCGCACUUAUUAGCCAAAAUUAAACAAGUGCUAGCUAUCAACUUGCGUUCACUAGUUAGAGUGAAACAGUUACUAGUUAACAAGUGACGCUCACUAGUUUCUAGUUAGCAGCUCACUGAAAAAGGGAAGAGGAAGAAAGCAAAAACUUCGCAACCGGGUCACGGUUUUGCUCUAGAGUUCGAAGGCUAAAGAGCGGUGCGGGCCCUGUGUGUGUGUGUGCAUUGUUUGCGGCUAUGUGUGGGUGGGGCGGCUUUUCGAAAGUGGAGCAGCCUUUUGAUUGAAGGCGUUUGGGUUUUUGAAAGGUUUUGGCGUUUUGAAAAGUUUGGGACUCUUUGGGAGGUUUGGGCUCUUCGAAAAGUUUGGGCUUUUUGAAAACUUUGGGCCUUUGAAAAAGUUUGGGCUUUUUGAAAAAUUUGGGCUUUUUGAGAAAGUUCGGGCUUCUGAAAAAGUUUGCGCUAAAGUUCGGGCUUUUUAAAAAGUUCGAGCUUUUGAAAACGUUCGGCCCUUUGGAAAAAUUUGGGGCUUUGAUUGUGAGGCCAAAAAAUCCAAGUCAGAGCUAUCAUUAGCUCCAGGGAGCUUGUCCUGGGGAUGCUCUUCCAGAAAGCCUGUGCUGCUCUGGAAAAGCUGCCCCAGAAAACCUGCCCUGGAAAUGCUGCCCCAGAAAACUUGCCUUGGGAAACUUGUCCCAGGAAGCCUGUUUUGGAAAGGUUGGCCCAGAAGUCUUUUUCUGGAAAGGCUGUCGCAGAAGUCUAGAGCUGCAAACGCUUUCCCAGAAGUCUUGCGCUGGAAACAAAGGCUGCCCCAGAGGUCUUUUUCUGGAAAGGCUGCCCCAAAAGUCUUGGAUGUUCUGGAGAGGGUGCUCCAGACGUCUUCCUCUGGGAAGGUUGCUCCAGCAGUCUUGUUCUGGGAAGGCUGUCCUGGAGGUCUUGUUUUGGAAAUGCUUUCCCAAAAGUCAAGUGUUGCUCUGGAAAGGCUGCCCCAGAAGUCUUGUUUUGGCGAGGCUUUCCUGGCGUUUGUGUUCUGGGUAGGGUUCACUUCCCUAAAGUCUCGCCGACAGGCUGCCCCAGGAAGCCUUUUGGCUCUGGCAAGGCUGUUCCAGAAAACCUGUCGUGGGAAGGCUGUUCCAGAAGUCUUGUUCUGGGUAGGGUCCAAAAGUCUAACGGCCUCGUUCAUUUUAUCAUCAUGCUUGUAGUUAUUUGCUUGCCGUUUUAUUAUUACUCGUCGGCAAAUGUUUUUGAAGAGGCUGGAUUACAACUACAAGCUACUUAGCUACUUUUUGAUAAGUAAAAUGGUAAAAAAAACGUCAAAAAGUUACUUCUCGCACGUGCGCAAUUUUCGUCGCCCUUGCAUGAUCAGGCGCGUGCAUAUUGAUACUCGUCGCAUCAUCUUCGAGCGCUGAGAGGUAAUAGAGCCGCCAGCUCAUUGCAUAGAAAUGAGUCCUAUAAUUUUUGUUUGUUUGUUUUGAUGCGCUCCGGGCGACGCGUACGACCCCGACGGAUUUCUUUGUGCUCUGUGUGUGUUAUAUAUGCUAUGGUCGUCAUUGCGAUCGAGUGCGAUACUUCUGGUCGCCACAGUCCCCGCCGGCUGCGGCUUUUGUGGCAUGCCAGGCGCCGCGUGCUGCAGGGGGCGGCGACUGCGUGUAGGUAGCGCCCGGCGGUGUGGCGCGGCCGGGUUUGGUAGACAUUUCUACGGCUUGCGUGCUCUGUCCUUCGCGUCUUCGUUUUGUCUUCGUUCUUUUUUGUCUUCGCGUGCUUCCUUUCUUGUCUCCUCCUUGCUCGUUCUCUGUUCGCCAUCACCUAUCUCGGCCCCCGUCUUAUCGUAGCGGGGGCAGCGAUGGGUUACCACAGCGGCCGCUACUCGUUUCCCCUUGUCUUCGCUGGAGGUGUGGCGGCUGCGCUCGCAAGGACGCACCGCCGAAGCUGGUCGCUAAGUCGCGAAGGUGUGGGAUGAGCUGCUUCGGGUUCGACGCAGCCGGCUCCACAUUCGCCGGAACCCCUUGCGUCUCUAGUAGAGCCUGGAGCGCAGAGCACUGUAGUAGGUGCGGCGUGCUUGCCGCAAGGCCAGGGCAAAACGGGCAGCCAACGUCCUCCCGCCUUCCCGCGAGCAUGCUACGGCUCGCAAGAGGUCUCUGCGUGCCGCAGCUGCCUGUAUCUGUUGCGGUCUUGGCUGUCUUGCUCCUUGUGCAUGCUGCUCCGCUUAUCUGGCGCGACUUGGCUACGCGAAGCACCCUCGCUGUCUCCGUGCGGUACUGCCGGUGGCUGAUCGCCUGCCCCGUCUCGGCGGAGGAGUCCGAGGGGCUUGCUACUCCGGCUAGCUGGUGCUCAGCGAUCUCGUUGCCGGCGGCGCCUGAGUCUGAGUGCCCCCGGGUGAGUCUCAGCCUUGGUCUGCCCGCUGGUGUGGUCUGAGUCUUGCCAGGGCAGCGCGAAGAGCCGAGUGCAGGGCUCUCUCGUUUUCGUUCUUGAGUGCUGGGCUUAGGGUCGCGCGCGCGUGGGGCUGGCUAUCGGUUAUAACGACGACCCUCUGGCCAGGGGUAGCCUUGGCGCUUAUCCCCGACAGGGUCGCUCCGAUUGCCGACCUCUCCACCUCGAAGGAGUCACACAGCGGCCCGCAGUCCCAGGCGGAGCCGCAGUAGCCAGCGCUACUGUACCAGAAAGCCGCUGCACCACCGCGAAAACCGGAGACCUUCGCGCCUGCUUUGCUCAAAGCGUCGACGAGUGCUGGGGCGCCACGUGCUGCGCUUGGUUCGACGAUGAGGCGCCCGCCCUCUUGCGCCACGUGUACGCUAGCGCAGCCGUCACCCGCAUGCCCGGCAACCUCUGGCAGCGCGGUCGGCUUUGCUGCGUGCGAUGCUCCGCAUUGGAUGGCCCUUCUCCUGGUCUGGAUCCAUCUGACCCCGGGGCGCUUGUCUACUAGUAAGUUGCCGGAGGAGGUCCGCCUUGGGGCGCGAGCUUGCCCUAGCGACCACCGGCGCCGCGUCGGCCGUGUGCUUCUCUUCGAAUGUCGCCAGCCCUGCCAGGGCGAGGGCGCGCCCCCGCUGUGUGCUCCUUGGCUGCCCCAGGACCAGGCAUGCUGCGCGGUACUGGAAGCCCUCGGGCUCUUUCCUUUGCUCUGCGGUCAGCCUUCCCCAAUAGCACACCAACCUGCACGCAGCUGCUGCCUCGGCAAGAAAAUAAAAGCUGACGCAUCGCGCGGAUUUCUCGAGCGCGGCGCCAGGACUCCCCGGCAAGCUGCCGCGCAGCAGCCUCCCUGCGUCGCAUCUUAGCGGCGAGCGCCUCGAAAUGCCUCCCGAACGGCCACCGGCGGUCGACGACGAUCCCGAGGAACUUCGGGCGCGGGUCGUAGUGGGUCUGCACCUUCCCAGCCGUGAGGGUAAGCUCCGGCACCUCGCGCGCAUGCUGCUCUUGGGAGACAAUGUAGAAGCACUUUCCUGGCGACAGCUGUGCGCUACUAGACGCGCAGAACGCAGCCACGACGCCCAGGGUCGCCUGGUGCUCCCGCUGCCUGGCCUGCGGGUCUGUGUACUCGACCGAGGGCAUGACACUCAUCGCCGACAUUUCCAAACACUUCGACGCCAGGGCAGCGCGCUCGGAGCUCAACUAGAAGGGGGCCGGCAUAGUGCCCCCACACUGAUGGGCCGCUGGCUGUUCUUGGCGGAGCGCCUUGCCCCAAGUCGACCCUUGGCGAGAGCGCCUCUGCGAACCGCGCGACCCUUGUCCGCCCAGAAACGAAAGCCCCUAGCCAUCGGGCUAUCGGGAGGGGCUGCUGUCUGUCUGUCGCUAGACCUGGCCGGCCCACUGCCCACGGCUUUCGUGGUGCUCAAGUUGCUGCGCCUGGCAGGUAGACGGCUGGCGAAAAGGUCCGGCGGGACACGCUCGAAGGCCCCUGCGAGGUCCAAGAAGACGGCCGCCCGUCGUUUGUGCUUGCGGGAGGUCUCCUGGGCCUUGACUGCCAUGGCAGCCACGUGGUCAGGCGCUGCCCUUGCUGGUGUGUCACCGUGCUGCGCCGGGCCGUGCUGUAAGCGGCCAGCAGCCUGGAAGAGCAGCCGGAGGCGCCUCUGUGUGGUUCUCUCGGCCACCUUUGCUGUUGUCGACGUCAAUGCAAUCGGGCGCAGGCCUUUCGGCUCUGGUGCGUUUGCUGGCUCCUUUGCGGGCUUCAGGAUCGGCGUGCACAGCUCGCUGCGGAGUGGGGCUGGGACUAUUCCGGUGCCCAAGCUGCUCCGGAUGAAUCUCAGCAGCAGUCUCUUGCCUGUCGUGGGCAUCUCUUGUAGCUGCUGCGCUGUGAUCCCGUCCUCCCCUAUUGUUUUUCCUCUAUCAUGAUAGAGCACAUCAUCAAAAUCAAUGAGUCCCGUAAAAUUUUGUAUAGCUAGAAAUCGAGUCGCUGCCCAUCGUAUUGGGAUGACGCAUUCGCUUACCCAUAAUGUGCAUAGUGUUGGCCCUUGUUGAUUCUGAUGCCAUAGCUCGACGCUGUCCUUUAAGAAAAAAUUUCCAGUAGUUGCAUCUGUUGUUUGCUCUAAGUCCACCAAUCGCGGUUGCUUCUUGUGCCUCGGCAGCAUGAUUGUAUUGUGUAAGCGUAUUUGGCAACUUGAUGGAGAGCCCUUGCGAUCGCAGGCCAACACGAUUAACGGUAGAACAAUAUCAAGGCCGUGACUGAUAGAUAAAGAUAGCAUAAAGCUUACAUCAACACAGUUGCAAUGUCUUCAAUAAGCUCUAACGUCUUACCUUGUAAUUGUGAUGGCACCUAACUCAACAACAUACGUGAUGAGUUUGAGUACGUAUGGCGUCUUGUAGCUAUGUGCAACUGGUCGCUAUCGUUUCCAUUUACAACAACUUCCUUGCUGCUCCUUCAUCUUCGUCCCCCUGCUGAAGCUCAAAGAUCCUGGUCUGGUCUGGUAAGUUCGGGCACUCACAUCGUGGAUCUUCCUGUCGUGUUAGCGUAAGACCCUGUCGCCAUGAAAUAAGAUUAACAGUUUUCAACUUGAGACAUCGUAUGCAUUGCCCGGGCGACAGGGUCUAUAAUGGGCCUGAAUAAGUAGGCGGGAAAAAUGCCGCAUGUUCUAGGGCAAGCAAAACAGCUCCGCCGAUAACCGGCAUUGGAAAUAGAGGAGCGCUCGAAUUUGGGUCAAGUAAUGCGUCGAUCCAUGUAAGGACAAAAAAUGACGGGAAAGGCGUGGCUCAGUGCAGAACCCACAGCAAGGAAGUUCGUCCCAGCAUCGCAAUACAGCAGACGCAGCGCACCCCGAUACAAGAUGCAACGCUUAGCGGAGGGAGAGGCCAGGCGGGCGCGCGCGGACGCCGAGUAGUUAGUACUUAGUAGUGCAGAGCGUUACGACCCCGGUCAAGCGAAGAGGGACGACAAUACGACGCAGCACACUAUUGGGCUCCCUGCUCGAGUAGGUUGGCGCGGCCGGCAUAGUCGCCUCGUGCUUCGCCCCGAAGGGUGCACUAGGCAACCACUACCCAGCCACACCUCGCGCCGCUAUCUUGUGAAUAAAGUGGAACUAUUUAUACAUAUGUCACGUAAGUACAUAGCUGCGCCGUCGAGUGAUUCACCACAAUACCUUGCUGUUAAGUCGAAUCACUGCUCACGCGAGUACGCAAGCGAAUGGAUCAAGUGCACGCGUUACGCGUAAGGCUCUGCACAAGACGGCCAUCAAUAUAUGCUUGGGAGGCGCGGCCUCGUGUAUCAGCUCUGCGCGCGUUGUGGCCACCCCCUCUAUAUUAAGCACUUAAUUAAGUGAGACGGCGGCAAGAGUCUCCGCAGCUGUGGGGUUUGGCGGUCGCGUUCUUUUUGAGUGGUUAGCUUAGUUAGGGGCCUAGAAUAAUGCUGGAGUCGUGGGAAGAGCACGUGCGAAAGUUGGUGGCGGCAUGAGGUUACGGCUGAUAGUCGAAGGGGGUUUUCGUCGUCUGUCCAUGGUAAAGGGAACAAGUAAGCGAGGUCGAUGAGCAUGAUAUAGGAGGCGUCCUCCUCGUACCUGGAUUGACGUAGGGAGUCAACGUUUGCGCCAUGUUGUCCUUGUGGCCCCUUUCUUUGAGUUCUUGAUCCUCCGUCGUUGUGGUAUUGUUGCUUUAGGUAAGCCUCUACUUCUUCUAGCAAAAGCGCAGCGCCUUCAGUUAUAGCCGUAGCAUCUUCUUCUAAUGAUCUUGGACUGCGCGAGGUGCACGAACGUCGACAACGAUGAGCAAGGUCGUAGUACUGUGGGCUGUAGGUCGUAGCUUAGAUGAGACAAGAGCGAAGGACAAGGAUCUAAAUAGAGCGUGAAACUAAGUGGAAUGCUAAUCGAAUAAGUCGAAUGAAAACAUAUACGAAGCAGGGCCGGGAUCUAUAAGUCGAAUGAAUGCCGCCAGAUCUGUCAUGUGUUCCUCUGCAGCGCAUAAAUCGGCCACGCGGUCCAGUAGAGAGGAGUAGAGGGGGUGCGAUACAUUCAGGAAGUUGUAGUUGACGAUAGUUACUGUUUGGUAGUCCCUCUGAGGCUACGGACGUUCGCCCGAGGAUACAGGUCAAACUGUGGACGGCGAGCCAACUCCUAACCCUAAUCCCUCCUCGUUAGAUCAUUACUCUUAGCUACGUUCCUAGUUGUUCCUAUGAUCCCAUGUGCCAGUCCUCUCACUUUGCUCCAUGAUACGAAUCCAUUGUUGACGACGUAGGAGGGUGGAAGCAAGAAGUUUAUCAUAAACUGUUUAUGUCUUCUCCGCAGAGGUCUUUCGCCGGCGAACUGUAGAAGUGCAACUUCUACCAGUGCUGCGCAAGCCGUUGAAAAGAACUGCGCAUCACUUUCAUCGUUCCUUUGUGACAAUAUAACAAAAUCACGUGAUGUUCCUUGUUUACAACCUAUGGGUUCACGGAAGGACCCAACUCCAAUUCCUACCAAUCCGGUGCUUGAUGCGCAGGGCUGCGGCGGGAACCCAGUCUGAU